CUGCUUCAAAUUGUUAAAAUAGUCGUCAAUGGCCCAGUUGUCUGGAAGAACGGCUUACCAUUACCGGUCAUCAGCACGGGUGGUUCUGGCUCUCCAAUAAAAUUACCAGCUAAGUCCCCGAAUUCUUUGCUAUCCUCUUUAUCUAAUCUGCGAUCCUUGACUAAUCUCUCCUGCGCCAAUGCUCAAAUCCCAGCUCCUGUGGUAAAAACGACUUCGGCAGUUUUAUCGGCUCCUCUGAUUGGGCCACAUAGGGGAAAUAUCUCAACCGGGAAAUCAAUGUCUUCCACACUUAUGACUACUAUGAAAAAUAGCAGUGCUGUCAACAUCAUUUCUCGCGAUUCCUAUUCUAGGAGCUUAAGCCGAGGUCGUAGCAUCGAUCCAAGUGCCCCUGUCCUCAGGACAGCAUCCCCUUUGAAAGUUGAAGUUCUUCACAAUUUGAACUCAAAUGAGUCCUCGGCCACUUGCUCAACUCAAUCUUCUUCAUUACAAUCAUCAUCUACUUCAUUAAAUUUAAAAAAUCGCACUUCGCAUGGCUCAUUCAAGGACAAAUACUCGGAUGACAAUAAAGACACUGGGGAGCAGAAGAUCGAUCCCAAAGCUUAUAUGCGCUACAUUCGGCCCAGCACUUUGGAACGAUUGAUUCGAUGUGGUAUUCUGAACCGAGAAUAA
Messenger RNA from Protopolystoma xenopodis, 669 nucleotides. The record is from the annotation of a GenBank genome assembly. Lineage: Eukaryota; Metazoa; Platyhelminthes; Monogenea; Polystomatidea; Polystomatidae.